Molecule: messenger RNA, 410 nt
Organism: Penaeus vannamei (Pacific white shrimp)
Lineage: Eukaryota; Metazoa; Arthropoda; Malacostraca; Decapoda; Penaeidae
Source: RefSeq, a predicted model, not a curated record
AUGAACGCGGCUCCAUUUUCAGCAGCAUGGGAGGGUCAUCGUCUUCCAUUUCAUCUCACACCUCGGAUGAAACUCUACAGGUACUGAGGAAACAACUCUCGCUUGAUGAAAUGGCAUUCAGUUCUCGACAUGCAGGCUCCAAAAGAAACACCCUAGUCCACAGCCAGUCGAUGGGAGACGAACCAAUUGGGGAGUACCGGUACACAGUGACCCAUGGCUCGGAUGCCUUGAGAAUCACAGGCAACAACCUGCAUCUUGUGAGGACAGCAAAACUGGUGCUUGAUGAAUUCUUUAAUGGAGAAAGGAAUCUGAACAACAUUGCUCUCCUUCUGGGAACAGACACUCCAAGUGACCCAGCUGUAGAAUCCCCAACAUCAGCAAGCCAUGACAGAUGGUAUCAAAGGUGGUGA